Symbiodinium pilosum is the source of this 1101-nucleotide messenger RNA. The record is from the annotation of a GenBank genome assembly. Lineage: Eukaryota; Dinophyceae; Suessiales; Symbiodiniaceae.
AUGCAGCAGGACCAGCUCAAUUCUGAGAACCUGAUGAAGAUGGAGGAUGAUCUGAAACAGCAGGGCGACUGGGAAGCCGCCAACCGUAUCGUCAAGUGCGUGCGGGAUGCUUCCAGUCAUUCUCUUGAUCAAGUCCUUCCGAUGCGACGGCACCUGCAAGACAUCGCUGAGCUACUUGAAGACAUUAUGGUGCCUGAAGUACAGUCAGACGCGAGUGCGCUUCAUGAGGUCAUGCGCGAUGUGCAGAGCUCUUCAGAAGCCGCGCGCAACAUUGCCAUGCUUGGCAAGCAGAAGUUUGAACAAGUGUCACAGGAGCUGCAUAAGAUUCAGCAGCAAUAUCAGGCAAGCAAGGCAAAGGCAGAGCAGAAGCGCGAGACAAAUCAGAAACUGGCUGAUGAGAAGGACCGAACUUCCAAACAACUGAGUCGCGCAUGUGUAGCGAAUACAGGCAUAUCCGUCACUUCUGGUUCAGUCACAUUGGGCGGGAGCGGUGGGGGUGUAGCAGCCCUUGCUGGUGGGGCUUCUUGGGUGGCGAGCGUUCCAGGCAUUGGCGCGGCUCUCACUACUACUACGGCAACAACAUCAUCAGCAGGUGGUGUGUGGGGAGCGCUUGGUUACACUGUGACAACAACCUCGGUGGCCUUCAACCCUGUUGGAAUUAUGGUGGGAGUAGCUCUCGCGCUCGGCUUUGGUUUGCUUGCCGUGAAGUCUGGUUGUGCGGCCGAAGAUGAAGCUGCGGCAUGCCAGGCUACCAUCGAGACGUCACAACAAAAUCAGGAACUUGCGGGCCAGAUGGUAGAUUCAGCCAGGACCCACGAGGGCCUGUGGUAUGGCGUUUCCAAGUCUGCCGAACAGGCUGCGCAUGCCUUCAAGACGUUGAAGCGGACCAGUGCGGGUGGCCCUCGUCAGCACCGGUUCAACAAGAAGAUGGAGGAUUAUGCCCGGGACCUGAUGACUCUUGUCAAGGCCAUUGACGAGUAUCUCUUCUACCUUGGCAAGAACAAGUUCUUUCCACCAAACUAUCCACUGGAUCGCAUUCUGACCCCCGAGAGGUACAAUGAGCUAGACAGGCAGUGGCGUGCUGCCGAGAGACAGAUUCAA